Messenger RNA from Pollicipes pollicipes, 1540 nucleotides. Its product is annotated as putative GPI-anchor transamidase. The transcript is spliced from 8 exons. The record is from RefSeq and is a predicted model, not a curated record. Bases 216 to 1262 code for a protein of 348 amino acids. Gene Ontology annotation, molecular function: GPI-anchor transamidase activity. Gene Ontology annotation, biological process: attachment of GPI anchor to protein; proteolysis. NCBI's taxonomy places the organism in Eukaryota, Metazoa, Arthropoda, Thecostraca, Pollicipedomorpha, Pollicipedidae. Gene Ontology annotation, cellular component: GPI-anchor transamidase complex.
UGCUGCGCGUUUACCACGGGCACGACUUGGCAAGCUUGGCUUGGAAAGGACGCGUAGGCAGACGUGUGCGAGAUAUAAAAUAUCUCCCUUGAAAACGGUUUCAUGGAAACCUUAUUCUUGUGCCGAUAGUUAAGCACUGUCCAAGGCUAUCUAACGGUCUCGUAGUUGGCCGUCUUGUAUUUGUUUGGGUGUGUGAUUUGCUCGCAGAGCUAAGGAUGAAGUAUCAUUUAAGAUUGAUCGUCAGCUUUGCUCUGUGUAUUUUGACCAGCGGUACUCCUACAAAUGAGAUACCAUCAGGGUUCUUUGCAAACCAUACCAACAACUGGGCCGUCCUGGUGGAUGCAUCUAGAUUCUGGUUCAACUACCGACAUGUGGCCAAUGUGCUUUCUGUCUACAGAAGUGUAAAGAAACUUGGCAUACCAGACAGCCACAUCAUCCUGAUGCUGGCGGAUGACAUGGCCUGCAACCCCCGCAACCCUCGACCCGCCACCGUCUUCAACAAUGCGAACCAGCACAUCAACGUCUAUGGCAGCGACGUGGAAGUUGACUACCGAGGGGACGAGGUGACGGUGGAGCGAUUUGUGCGCCUGCUGACGGGCCGGCUCGAGCCGUCCACGCCGCCCUCCAAGCGCCUGCUCACCGACGACCGCAGCAACGUGCUCAUCUACAUGACGGGUCACGGCGGCGACGGCUUCCUCAAGUUCCAGGACGCCGAGGAGAUCACCAGCACCGAGCUGGCCGACGCCUUCGAGCAGAUGUGGCAGCAGCGCAGGUACAACAACAUAUUCUUCAUGAUCGACACGUGUCAGGCGGCAUCAAUGUACGAAAAGUUUUACUCGCCCAACAUUCUGGCAGUGGCGAGUAGCCAAGUCGGGGAGGACUCGCUAUCUCACCAUUUGGACGCAUCGCUUGGCGUUUACGUCAUCGACAAGUAUACGUACCACGCGCUGGACUUCAUGGAAAAGCUGAGGAAGGAUAGCAAGAAGUCUAUGGCUGACUUUCUGCGGGUGUGUCCCCGUCACCAGUGCGUCUCGACAGUGGGCGUGCGCAGUGACCUGUUCCCGCGCAACCCGGCCGACGUGCGCGUCACAGAGUUUUUCGGCUCCGUGCGGAACGUGGAGCGCACUGACCACGUGGUGGACCUGGGCGAGUCGGCCGCCGAACCGGCCGCGCCGCCUCGGCCAGCAGAGGGGACCGAACCCGCCGCCGCCGCCGCCGCCAACACAUAUAGAUACGUGCCUCAGUUUCCCAUCAUGUCAUAGCCCCGAGUGCAGCACUGAAGUCCGAUCCAGGACUGCAGUUACUCUCAGUUUUCUUUCUCCGUCGUGUCAGUGCUUGUGACGGAGAAAAUAUGUGAUUGCAAAGCUUGCACGAGCGCAACAACGCUCUGCCGCGGGCGAAUUGUGAUGCUUAUUACACAUCGCAUGAGACAGGUUUCUGCUUGCGCAUUAUGAACAUUCUGCUUCGCCCGGUGAGAUUGAGCCGCCGUACCUCGUAUUUUAUUGUCGUGUGUAAUAUAAUGUGGACGUACGCUCCCUUC